This is a messenger RNA of Fulvia fulva, 6720 nucleotides long. RefSeq names its product Non-reducing polyketide synthase CTB1. The transcript is spliced from 3 exons. Gene Ontology annotation, biological process: secondary metabolite biosynthetic process; fatty acid biosynthetic process. The record is from RefSeq and is a predicted model, not a curated record. The annotation marks the transcript as partial. Lineage: Eukaryota; Fungi; Ascomycota; Dothideomycetes; Mycosphaerellales; Mycosphaerellaceae. Gene Ontology annotation, molecular function: 3-oxoacyl-[acyl-carrier-protein] synthase activity; fatty acid synthase activity.
CCGCAUGAACGCGGAACAAACCACUCUCCUUGGGCCACGAUGACUGGCAACCACGCACUCCAGGUAUAUGUCUUUGGCGACCAGAUCUUCAACGUUGCAGAUCUGCUGCAGAGCCUGAUACAGGAGAACGAAGACACGGUCGUCUCAGACUUCAUCGGCCGUGCAAGCAACACACUCAAGUACGAGGUCGCACAGCUAUCGCCCGAGCAACAAGCAGCCUGUCCGCGUUUCGGUCGUCUGGCCGAUCUCGUGCCGCACUACAAGAAUGGCACGCUGAAUCCCGCCCUGGUGCAGGCUCUGGUGUGUACAGCGCAUCUGGGCUCCUUCGUCCGGGACCAUUCCAGCGGAGGCCAAGCCUUCCCACCGCCCAACGAGUCAUGCGUAGCCGGGCUCUGCACUGGUGCGCUCAGCGCCCCCGCGGUGAGUUGCGCAUGGAGUGUGGCCAGUCUGCUGCCACUGGCCCUGCGCACCAUCAGCGUGGCGUUACAUCUCGGAGCCAUUGCAUGGGAGGUGGGAGCACGACUCUCGCCCGGCACUGAGCCCGUCAUUGGCGCGGAUGGCAAGGGCGCGGUGCAGAAGUUCCCGUCGUGGACUGCUGCGAUUGCUGGGCUGUCGAAGGACGAAGUGCAGGAAAUCACCGCCCGCUUCAGCAAAGACCUGGAGCUGCCCGCACCAGCCGUGCCCUACGUCAGCGCCGUGGUGGGCCCGGCCCACCUUUCCGUCACCGCGCCUCCACACGUCUUGGCGCGCUUCCUCGCCGCCGUCAAGUCAACAGCAAACGCGUCCACCGCACCCCUCCGCAUCUCCGCCCCCUACCAUGCCGCCCAUCUGUACAACGAUCACGACGUGGCCGGCGUCGUUGAGGCUGGUAUCCACAGGGUCGCUAUCGAUGAGAUCCGUGCCAGGAUCCCAAUCAUCUCUGCCAGUGCGCCGCGACAGGAGGGCACGUACAGUGCUCAGAACCAGAAGAAGGGAGGCGCUUCCUUCUCGGUGGCGCUGUGCCAAGCCGCACAUGAUUGCUUGACCCGCCGUAUCGGAGUGGACAAGCUCGCCGCAAGGAUCGCUGCUCAUGUGUCCGCGUGUGCAGCUGGUGAUGUGGACUUCUGUCUGACGGCUGUCACUGGUGGCGAACGUCUGUCGCCUACAGUUCGAUCUCUACUUUCGGUACCUCGAAUCGAAGACGAUGUCAGGCCCAAGAGAAGCAUCCUUCCAAGACUUCCAACGGGCGCCCAUGCUCCUUCAGCGCAGACCCCGAUCGCCAUCCUGGCGGCGUCUGGGAGGUUUCCACAUGCUGAAGACAUGGCUGAGUACUGGGGCGUUUUGGCUCGCGGUGAGGACGCCCACGAGCUUGUGCCGCCUACACGGUGGAACGCCGCAGCACACGUCAGCGACGACCCGAAGCUGAAGAACGGAAGUGGAUCGGGUUUUGGAUGCUGGCUGCACAACGCCGGCCUCGUUGAUACGACCUUCUUCAACAUGAGCCCACGAGAGGCACCACAGGUCGAGCCAAAACAGCGGCUUGCGCUACUCACGGCCGCCGAGGCCCUCGACUGCGCCGGCAUUGUGCCCAACAGAACACCAUCCACCGAAAAGACUAGGGUGGGUGUGUAUUUCGGCUCCACUGCCAACGACUGGAUGGAGACCAACAGUGCUCAGAACAUUGACGCUUAUUUUAUUCCUGGCGGCAACCGCGCCUUCAUGGCUGGACGCAUCAACUAUCACUUCAAGUUCAGCGGACCAAGCUACACCAUCGACACAGCCUGCAGCUCCUCUUUCGCAGCCUUGCACAUGGCUUGUAAUGCGUUGUGGAAAGGAGAGAUCGACACUGCCAUCGUCGGAGGUUCUAACAUCUUGACGAACCCCGACAUGCACGCAGGCUUGGACAAGGGUCACUUUCUGUCACGAACCGGACCUUGCAAGACAUUUGACGAUGGCGCAGAUGGCUAUUGCAGAGGCGAAGCGGUCGUCACAAUCAUUCUCAAGCGUCUUCCGGAUGCAAGAGUUGACAAAGAUCCUAUCGAAGCCUGUAUCCUUGGUAUUGCGACCAACCACAACGCGGAGGCAGAGUCCAUCACAAGACCGCAUGUUGGCGCGCAGAAACAACUAUUCGAGCGUCUUCUGGUAGAAACUGGUGUUGACGCAAACAACAUCAGCUAUGUAGAGAUGCACGGCACGGGCACUCAGGCUGGUGAUGCCGGCGAGACAACGUCCGUUGUCGAGACUUUGUCUCCCUUGAGCGCUCAAGGCGUGUCUACUCGACCGGCUUCUAGGCCUCUGCAUAUCGGUGCGGCCAAGGCCAACAUCGGCCACGGUGGAGCCGCUGCAGGAGUGACAAGCUUGGCCAAAGUACUGCUGAUGAUGAAGAACAACAAAAUUCCUCCACACAUCGGUAUCAAGACCAAGAUCAACCACAAGCUGCCGGAUCUGCUGCCACGCAACACAUAUAUUGCGAAGUCAUUGACCUCAUGGAACAGGCCCACGAACGGCAAGCGCCGCGUGCUGCUCAACAACUUUUCUGCCGCAGGAGGUAACACGGCAAUGAUCCUCGAGGACGCUCCGUUGCCGCACAUUGUCAACGACGUUGACCCUCGAAGCCAUCACGCUGUUACAAUCUCAGCCAAGACUCCAGAAUCGAUGCUCAGCAAUCUGCGCAACAUGAUACAGUGGAUGAAGGCACAGCAGUCCAGCGACCAGCUACUCUCGCGACUCUCUUACACCACGACCGCUCGUCGCCAACAUCAUAGACAUCGCAUAUCCGUUAUUGGGUCCCAAGUGUCUCAGAUCCAAAUUGCACUAGAAGACCAUCUUGCUCGUCGCGAGGCGGGUGAGAAGAGCUUGCCAGUGCCACCCAAGGCACCAAGCUUUGUGUUUGCUUUCACAGGACAGGGCUCACCUUAUGCUGGUAUGGGCGCGGAGCUCUACGCUCACUUCACGCCCUUCAAGGCGGACAUUCAUCGCUACGAUAAGCUAUGCACACAGAUGGAACUGCCUUCGAUCAGACCAUUGUUCGAGCAGAAGGAUGCUUUUGAUCAAGCCACUCCGACACAACUUCAACUGAUGCACGUCUGCUUACAGAUGGCGUUGUCCAAGCUUUGGCGUUCUUUCGGAGCAGAACCAACAGCGGUCGUUGGUCAUAGCUUGGGAGAAUAUGCAGCGCUCUACACUGCCGGUGUCCUCUCUCAGGCCGACGUUAUCCAUCUCGUCGGCAAACGGGCCCAGCUCAUGGAGCACCACUUGGCACCAGGAACACAUGCCAUGCUUGUUGUCAAAGCCGACGAAGCGCAUGUCCUUUCUACUUUGCACGAAGAACUUGGCCGUGAAUGCGAGAUCUCAUGCCGCAACGGACCUGCGAAUGUUGUCAUUGGCGGAACCACGACACAGAUGAAAGAAGCCCGCGAGGCACUGGAGCGACGGGAUGUGCGAUGCCAGUACCUGGAUACGCCCUUCGCAUUCCACACAUCGCAAGUGGACCCUAUCUUAAAACAUUUCGCGAGCUUGUCUGCUGGCGCGGAGCUGAAGGAUCCUAGCAUACCAGUGAUCUCAGCAACGUACGGCAGAGUGCUGCACAGCCGUGCCGACUUCGAGGAAGGAUACUUUGUUGAACACUGCCGCAAGUCCGUGAACAUGGUCGAUGCUCUUGCAUACGCCAAGAAGGAAGGUCUUCUCGACGGAAAUAUCAUCGGCCUCGAGAUUGGCCCUGCACCUGUGGUCACACGCAUGGUCAAGGAAGUCGCCGGUCCAUCGAUGUUUACAUUCGCUUCGAUGCAGAAGGGCCAAGAUACUUGGAAGCUCAUGUCGCAAAGCAUGUCACAGCUUUAUAUGUUGGGUGUCAACCUCGACUGGAGCAGAUACCACGAUGACUUCCCACAGUGUCAACAAAUCCUCGAACUUCCAGCAUAUGGCUGGAAUCUGAAGAACUACUGGAUCCAGUACGUACACGACUGGUCUCUGCGAAAGGGAGAGCCUCCUCUCAUGGUGACGGCUCCCGCUUUGGAGACUUCAGCUCUUCAUACUGUUGUCAAGAACACGCUCUCGCAAGACGGCGAGAUAGUCGUGGAUGCAGACCUCAACCGCGAAGACCUUCAUCCAAUGGUACCGGGACACAAGGUGUACGGCGUUCCGCUAUGCACUCCGUCCGUAUAUGCUGAUAUUGCUCUCACUAUUGGCGACUACAUCAUGCAGGCGAACUCCCUCGGCACCCAGGCUACGACCGCCGUUGAGGUCGCCGACAUGACUAUCCAGAGCGCCCUGGUAGCGAAUGAUGCUGGUAUCCAGCAACUCCUGCGUACAACCGUCAAGUUCGAUGCUAAGAGUAAGGAUGCCAAGAUCUCCUUCUCCAGCGUCAAUGCCGACGGCAAGAUCAUUGCGCAACACGCCCAUUGCCGCAUUUCUUUCACGGACAUUCAGCGCCGGAAGAGUGCGCUCCAGACCCAAGCUGCUCAUGCCGAGACACAAAUGGCUGCUCUUUAUGCUCAAACUAACCAAGCAACGAACACAUACCGAUUCAGCAAGGCCAUGAUCUACAAGAUGGUCGGCCAGCUGGCGGACUUCGAUCCCAAGUACCGAGGUCUCAUCGCCAUCACGAUGAACAAUGACAGGCUGGAGGCUACCGGCACUGUUUCCUUCAAGGGCAUCGCUAACGAGGGCAAGUGGGGUGUCAAUCCAGCAUACCUUGACGCACUGUCACAGCUCGGCGGCUUCGUGAUGAACGCGAACGAGGGCGUAGACCUUGACAAAGAACUCUUCGUCAAUCACGGAUGGGGCAACAUGACCAUGUUCAGCAAAUUGGACGCAACGAAGACUUAUCACAGCUAUGUGCAGAUGAAAGAAGGCGGCGACAAGCUAUGGACAGGAGAUGUCUAUCUUUUCGAUGAAGCCAUCUCUCUCGUUGGAAUAGUGGCCGGCGUUGCUCUACAAGGAGUUCCGAAGCGACUGAUGAGCUACAUUGUCUCAGCUGCGAACAAGAAGGUCUCCGGGGUCAGCACUGUCGUUGAGCCACAACCGCCCAAGGUCCAGCAGAAGCGUGUCCCUGCCACACAGGCCGCAGCACCGGUUUCGAAGCCAGCACCGGCAGUCAAAACAGCAACGACAGGCAAGCCAGCAACGGCUUCGCUGACUAUGUUCGCAGAGGCUAUGAAGAUCGUGUCUGAAGAAGUCGGCGUAGGAGUCGAAUCACUAACCGACGACUUUGACUUCUUGGAGGCUGGCCUGGACUCUCUUCUGUCGCUGGUCAUCUGCAGCAGGUUGCGUGAUCAACUAAACAUCGAGCUCGAGUCGUCCGAUUUUCUGACUGCGAGUAACGUGGGUGGCUUGAAGCAGAUAUUGCAGAAGUUUGCACCUGCAGAGGAGAAGGCGCAGCCGACGACCAUCGAGGCUCCAAUCGCUCAGCCGGCGCCCGUAUUGGUCCCCAGCAAUGUCACGACGGCUGAAGCGCCACCUCAGAUUGCGGAUGCCGUGGCGCAACAGCCUGCAAAUGAGUCAGCGUGGGCCGGAGCAGUGACGAUCCUGGCGGAAGAAAGUGGUCUGGCCGAGAAUGAGAUCCAAGAUCACCUCGUGCUGAACGAGCUGGGUGUUGAUUCUAUCCUGUCCCUGGUGAUCACUAGCAGGCUUCGCGAUGAGCUUGAAAUCGACCUACCCGAGCGCGCUCUCUUCGAAGAUUGCGAGACUGUGGGAGAUCUUCGCCGUCAGAUCACCGGCUCCUCAGCAGAGUCCAACGCAGGCCAGACGACUUCCUCGGGAACAUCGACACCGCCAUCGGAGGGAAGCAGCUACCCUGAAUCAAGACAUGAGUCUGUGUCGACUUCCAUCUCGACGAUACUGGACACUGCCAGUGAGGACGACUUCAGCAUCGUGGAGAAAGGUCGUCGAUCUUCAACAAAACCCUCUGCCGCUUUGGCUCCCGCUUGGUCGAUGUAUCUUCAAGGAUCUUCGAAACGUGCGGUGGAGACCUUGUUCCUCUUCCCUGAUGGAUGCGGCGCCGCAACGUCCUACCUAUCGUUGCCUACCAUUGCCAGCAGCACCGCGGUGGUUGCAUUCAACUCGCCUUGCAUGAAGAAACCUGAAAUACUUGGCGAGCAUACCCUUGACGAAGUGGUACAGUCCUAUGUGGCCGGCGUCCGAAGCCGCCAGCCCAAGGGUCCCUACAAGCUUGGUGGCUGGUCUGCUGGUGGUAUCCUAGCAUAUGCCGUUGCCAGAGCACUCCUUGAUGCCGGCGAAGAAGUCGCCAGCAUGACUCUUAUCGACUCCCCGCCACCGAACCGCGGGCUGGACCGUUUGCCAGAUCGUUUCUUCGACCAUUGCACUUCAGUGGGCAUCUUUGGCAACGAGAUGCAACGCUCCGAUGGCACGUCCAACAUACCAGACUGGCUCAUGCCACAUUUCAAGGCGUCCAUCGAGCUUCUACACGACUACCAUGCUCCCGCUCUCCCGGCCGACAAGAUCAAGGACAUGAAAGUCACGGUCAUUUGGGCAGGCGACUGCGCUUUCGACGGCGUCAAGUAUGCGAAGCUGCCUCCGGCUACGACAGACUCAGACGAGGACACAGAGGGCAUGAAGUUCUUGAGUGAGAAGAGGACAGACUCUGGUCCAGGCGAGUGGCAGGGACUCUUUCCUGGUGUCAAGAUCAACGCUGCGACGAUUGAGGGAGAGCAUCACUUCAGUAUGAUGCGGGACCAAGGUGCUCAGGAGCUGAUCAGGCAUGUUAGGGAGAGUUUGGCUUGA